Molecule: messenger RNA, 939 nt
Organism: Amphimedon queenslandica
Lineage: Eukaryota; Metazoa; Porifera; Demospongiae; Haplosclerida; Niphatidae
Product: TNF receptor-associated factor 5-like
Exons: 1
Coding region: 1-939 (312 amino acids)
Biological process (GO): regulation of canonical NF-kappaB signal transduction
Cellular component (GO): plasma membrane signaling receptor complex
Molecular function (GO): zinc ion binding; protein binding
Source: RefSeq, a predicted model, not a curated record
AUGUCACUUCUGGACAGCCCACUAAUGGAGGAGCCAGCCCCUUGUACUACUUGUACAGGGGACAUCACUCCUCACUUUCCUGAAGGAUGUCCCAAGAGAGAGUAUGAGUGCCUUCACUGCAGCUAUAAGGACACGUACGAAGAAAUAAUAGGAACACACCAGUCAGAGUGUCCCCAGUUAAUAAUAGCAUGCAAUAAUGACGGAUGCAAUGAGAAGAUAACGCGAAUAUCCAUGAUGGAGCACCUUGGAGUCUGCCCAAAGGCUAUCAUUGAAUGCCAGUACUCUAUAGUUGGGUGUCGUAAGAAAUUCAAGAGGGAAGAGGUCACCCGUCACGAGACUGAACACAUGAGCAGACACUUAAAACUAGCAGUGAAGAGUAUCAAAGAGAUGAGAGAGAGGCCCCCACAGUGUUUGACACUGAAAGAGGGAGAGUUGGCCAGCUAUGUGUUCAGACUCAAGGAAUUCUCUGAGCUUAAACAAAAGGGAAAGCACUGGAUGAGCCCAACUUUCUACACAUCAAUAGGAGGGUAUAAAAUGGUACUGGUUGUAUUCCCAAAUGGUUAUAAAGAGGAUGAGGGCUGUCAAGUAUCUUGUUUCAUUUGCUUACUGGCUGGAGAGUAUGACUUUCAACUCCAGUGGCCAAUGAAAGGUGAAGUUACCAUUGAGCUACUCAAUCAGCUUGAAGACAAGAAUCACACCAAAGCAGUCCUAACCAUCACUGAAGAUAAUGAUUUCUUUCCAGUUGAGGAUGAGGAGAUAUUGAAUAUAGAAGAGGAUGUCCCGGGGGUUGGUCAUUCUAAUAUGAUUGAGCACUAUCAGUUGGAAUAUGAUUCAGAGCUCAAUGUGGCAUAUCUCAAAGAUGAUUGUCUUUACUUUCGUGUCAGUGUUACAAAACUGGAAAAUACUGCAACCAAGCCUUGGCUAAUAACUACUCAAUAA